AUCAAUCAACCAACCAUGAGAACCAGUCUUCUGGUGGCGUUCGGGCUCAUCGCCCUCGCAGCGGCGGUCUCCGGCAGGGAGAUCCGGGAGAAGAGGGAUGCCGACCUGGAGACUGCAGCCUCCGGUCACCAUUGGGACAAGGGUGGCGGCCACGAACACCAUGGACACCACCAUCACGAACACGGCGACCACGGCCACAAGGGACACAAGGGUCAUCACGAGCAUCACCAUGGGAAACACGGACAUCACCAUCAUGAGGGACACAAGGGACACCAUGGUGAGCACGGCGGCCACAAGAAACACCAUCACCACGAUGAAGGUUACCAUCAUCACAAGGGACAUGGCGAGAAGGGUGAACAUGGUCAUGGCCAUGAGGAACACGGUCACUGGCACAAGGGACAUGACACGAAGGGACAUCAUGGUAUCGAGAAACACGACGAGUUCAAGAAAGACAAGCACUUCCACGACCACCAUGGCGAAAAAGGCUUCCAUGAACAUCAUGGUGGUCACCAUCAUGAAGACGGAUACAAGAAGGGCGGCCACUUCCACAAGGGACACAAACACGGUGGACAUCAUGAGCAUCAUCAUGGCCACAAGGGUCAUCAUGAGAAGGGAGGACAUCACCACGACCAUAAGGGGCACCAUGGUGAAGGCGGUCACCACGAGCAUCAUCAUCAUCAUCAUGAACAUGGAAAGAAGGGCGGUCAUGAGGAUCACAAGCACUGGGGACACAAGUCUGGUCAUUAAAACAUU
Molecule: messenger RNA, 753 nt
Organism: Papilio polytes (common Mormon)
Lineage: Eukaryota; Metazoa; Arthropoda; Insecta; Lepidoptera; Papilionidae
Product: histidine-rich glycoprotein-like
Exons: 1
Coding region: 16-747 (243 amino acids)
Source: RefSeq, a predicted model, not a curated record